AUGCAAGGGAAGAGGGAAGAGGAGAGGGAAGAGGGAAGAGGGGAAGUCGAGGGGAGGGCACUUGGACUCGGACUUGGACUUGGACUUGGACUUGGACUUGGUGGAGAAGGAGUAAGACCUCUCCAGACUCCAGCGUGUACCAACGUGCUCCAUACGGAGACUGCUCGGAGGCUGCUCGGAGGCUGCAGCUGGCGCCCUGUACCAAGUUCCAAGUUGCUCCUGAUUGCUAAAGGUCUCAAGGCCUGA
Molecule: messenger RNA, 246 nt
Organism: Hymenoscyphus albidus
Lineage: Eukaryota; Fungi; Ascomycota; Leotiomycetes; Helotiales; Helotiaceae
Source: the annotation of a GenBank genome assembly